CAAGAUUAAACUAAUGCAACACAAAACUAAGCUUAUAACACAAAGUCAUAUAGUUGGUUCUUUUUAUCGAUAAAAAAUGGCUUAUGUUAGGCUCAUUCCUUUGGUUGUCUUCUUGCUUGCCAUAUUCUCAACGUUCUCUAUGAAGAAGCUGGUAAUAGCAGCAGACUGUUCGGGUAUUUGUUCGCCAUUUGAGAUGCCACCAUGUCGCUCUAGCGAUUGUCGUUGCAUCCCUAUUGCGCUAAUUGGAGGUUUCUGCAUAAAUCCAAUAUCAUCUAUUAUGAAGAUGGUCGAGGAACAUCCUAAUUUAUGCCAGUCUCAUGUUGAUUGUACAAAGAAGAAAAGUGGGAGUUUUUGUGCUCGUUAUCCUAAUCCUAAUAUCGAAUAUGGAUGGUAUUUUGCCUCUAACUCUGAAGCACGAGACGUAUUCUUCAACAUUUCCUCUAACUCUGAACUUACAAAAGACCUCUUGAAGAUGCAUUCCACAACUUACUAUUGAUAUAUGCAAAAAUAAAAGUCAUGCAUGCAUGACAUGAUGAACCUAAUACUUAAAUAAACAAUUGGAUUUCUUAGAUAUCCAACAUGAUUAAAAUAAAUGUUGCAUGUGCAUGGUUUCACGUACGUACUUACUUUGUAAUCAAUCCAAUGAUCUAUAUGCUUCUAGAUCGACUCAAUAUAAUAAAAGUUUCUCAUAUA
Messenger RNA from Medicago truncatula (barrel medic), 693 nucleotides. RefSeq names its product albumin-1. Bases 77 to 496 code for a protein of 139 amino acids. Gene Ontology annotation, molecular function: nutrient reservoir activity. The record is from RefSeq and is a predicted model, not a curated record. The transcript has 2 exons. Lineage: Eukaryota; Viridiplantae; Streptophyta; Magnoliopsida; Fabales; Fabaceae.